CAGUCCUACAGACAGGACAGCACUUAAGAAAGAGUGAGGAAGUGAAGAACAAAAUAUGAGUAAGACUGAAAAAGGCGUGCACAGCGCGGAGGGCCUUAGAAACACCCAGCACUCAGACAGGAGUGAGUGAAACUCAGUCUGUACUGCUCAGAAGCCACUGGAGAUGACUGCUACCAACCUCCAGCAAAAUGCAGGCCAAAGGCACAUCAGCGCCAAAGAGGAGAGAAAGCUGCGGAAACCCCUCAUUGAGAGAAAGAGAAGGGAAAGAAUAAAUCACUGUCUAGAUCAGCUGAGAGAGAUGGUAGUUGGAGCUUUUAGGCUUGAUCAGUCUAAGUUAGAGAAGGCUGAUAUUCUUGAGAUGACGGUGAAACAUUUGCAGAAUAUCCAGAGCAAUAGAGUUUCUGACCCCAUUCUGGAUGCAGAGACCCAACAGAGGUACAGUACUGGAUAUAUCCAGUGCAUGCAGGAAGUUCACAACCUUCUACUUUCAUGUGACUGGAUAGACAAAACCUUGGGGUCCCAUCUGCUCAACCACUUACUCAAAUCUCUACCUCGAUCAGCUAAGGACUGCCCUCAGCUACCCAAGAACUCGCAGACAAGUAUUUCUUCUAACCAUAGCGACUACAUUGGUUUCCAUGCUGAUGAGUUCGAGAGUCCAAAAACCUGCCCUCCUUCUCCUGUCUUGUAUGAGAAGGCCAUCCAGUCUCAGAAUCAGUGUUCUACUCCCAUGAGAAUGCCACAUGAUGUGGAGAACCCACACCUCUCAGUUCUAAAGAUGUGGAGGCCCUGGUGAAAUAUCUGUGAUUUGGCAGUGUACAACUAUGGUGUCUCCAUAUGUAUGUAUAUGUAGUACAUAUGACUUACCUGGACAACUGUAUUUACCGCUUUGUAUGAAUGUCAAAUGAAUAAGUAUGCCGCCAGUCUGCACAAUGCAGAGCUGUAUACACCCAGUUUGUGCUGACUGUGGUAGACCCUCCUCUAAUAUGUAUCUUAUAGAUAUGUUUCACUGACCAGAAUAGUCCCCAUUUCAGACCCUCUCUACUUCCUCUCCGAAGUAAAAGCUACUGUAGCCUGCAUUG
Messenger RNA from Sinocyclocheilus anshuiensis, 1079 nucleotides. It is a transcript of the gene her8.2, whose product is annotated as hairy-related 8.2. The transcript is spliced from 5 exons. The coding region runs from base 164 to 793 and encodes 209 amino acids. Lineage: Eukaryota; Metazoa; Chordata; Actinopteri; Cypriniformes; Cyprinidae. The record is from RefSeq and is a predicted model, not a curated record. Gene Ontology annotation, biological process: regulation of DNA-templated transcription. Gene Ontology annotation, molecular function: protein dimerization activity; DNA binding.